This is a messenger RNA of Urocitellus parryii (Arctic ground squirrel), 1663 nucleotides long. It is a transcript of the gene Tmem178a, whose product is annotated as transmembrane protein 178A. The record is from RefSeq and is a predicted model, not a curated record. Gene Ontology annotation, cellular component: endoplasmic reticulum membrane. Gene Ontology annotation, biological process: negative regulation of osteoclast differentiation; regulation of cytosolic calcium ion concentration. Lineage: Eukaryota; Metazoa; Chordata; Mammalia; Rodentia; Sciuridae.
GAGCCGAGGCCAAGUGCAUUGUGUCUGGCGGCGGCGCGCGAGCCCACCGGCGGCUGCGGCGGGGCGGGAAGCCAUGGAGCCGCGGGCGCUCGUCACGGCUCUCAGCCUCGGCCUCAGCCUCUGCUCCCUGGGGCUGCUCGUCACGGCCAUCUUCACCGACCACUGGUAUGAGACCGACCCCCGGCGCCACAAGGAGAGCUGCGAGCGCAGCCGCGCGGGCGCCGACCCCCCGGACCAGAAGAACCGGCUGAUGCCGCUGUCGCACCUGCCGCUGCGGGACUCACCCCCCUUGGGGCGCCGGCUGCUCCCGGGCGGCCCGGGGCGCGCCGACCCCGAGUCCUGGCGCUCGCUGCUGGGGCUCGGCGGGCUAGACGCCGAGUGCGGCCGCCCACUCUUCGCCACCUACUCGGGCCUCUGGAGGAAGUGCUACUUCCUGGGCAUCGACCGGGACAUCGACACCCUCAUCCUGAAAGGUAUUGCACAGCGGUGUACAGCUAUCAAGUACCACUUUUCUCAGCCAAUCCGCUUACGAAACAUUCCUUUCAAUUUAACCAAGACAAUACAGCAAGAUGAAUGGCACCUGCUUCACUUAAGAAGAAUCACUGCUGGCUUCCUGGGCAUGGCCGUAGCUGUCCUGCUGUGUGGCUGCAUCGUGGCCACCGUCAGCUUCUUCUGGGAGGAAAGCCUGACCCAGCAUGUGGCCGGACUCCUGUUCCUCAUGACAGGGAUAUUUUGCACCAUUUCCCUCUGCACGUAUGCUGCCAGUAUCUCUUACGAUUUGAACCGGCUCCCGAAGCUCAUUUAUAGCCUACCUGAUGAUGUGGAACACGGCUACAGCUGGUCUAUCUUUUGUGCCUGGUGCAGUUUAGGUUUUAUUGUGGCAGCUGGAGGUCUCUGCAUCGCUUAUCCGUUUAUUAGCCGGACCAAGAUUGUACAUCUAAAGUCUGGCAGGGACUCAACGGUAUGACUGUCUGCAUUCAAGGCCCCUCCACGGUGUGGGCAACUCCUGGGGGAAGUGGAGCGGAGUUCACAUCAGAAUUCCAAGCACAAAAGCCGUCUUUUACAUUCCAACCUGUUGCCUGCAACCCUUUCUGGAUGACUGAUAUAAAAUCAUGCAAAACCUCCCAACCUUUCUAAGGACAAGACUACUGUGGAUUCAAGUGCUUUAAUGACUACUUAUGCUUUGAGAAGGAGUAGGAGAAGAGGAACUGCAUCGGAAAAAAAAAAUUUGUAUGAUUUCCAUUUAUUUCAGAAAGUUUGUAUAUAACAAUUACCUGAGAGUCAUUUCUAUUUGCAAAAGGAUUCGUAACAAAGCAAGUAUAAUUUUCUUGUCACUGUACAAUGCUUGUUAAAUUUUAAUGCAGCAUCUUCAGAACUUGUUCGAAUGGUGUCUUGUUGUGUCAGCACCUGAUAUUUGUGCAUUAUUUGUGGCUGUUCCUUGUCACAGGAGGAUUCUUCUGUUGCCUUAUUAUUAUUAUUAUUAUUAUUAUUAUUAUUUAAUUGAAGUCUCUUCUCUGUCUUUGUAAUGGAAUCGAAAUCAUAAGAAAAACAGAUCAACCGUGUAAGAGCUAAUCCGUGACACUAUGCAGUAUUGUUUGAAGUCCUAUCUGUUGUUCAGCUUCCGUCUCUGGAUUUCUGCAUUAAAUGACUGCCCCCUUGUUAA